Molecule: messenger RNA, 825 nt
Organism: Zasmidium cellare ATCC 36951
Lineage: Eukaryota; Fungi; Ascomycota; Dothideomycetes; Mycosphaerellales; Mycosphaerellaceae
Exons: 3
Coding region: 1-825 (274 amino acids)
Source: RefSeq, a predicted model, not a curated record
AUGCCCGCCGCCACACAGACCGUCCCGUCCUGGAUGACCGGCGGCGCCACCAAAGAUAUCCCACUCAACGGCAUCUCCAACGGGCUCAAAUCCAAGAACAUCACCCUCCAGCAGGUCUCCAGCACUCAGAACGAUGGUUUUGGCGAAGACGACGCAUUCGCAGUCGCUUCUGGCCCGCAGAAAACCUUUAGCCGAGACACGGUGAAAUCAGACGAUAGGAAGGACUAUGAGCACGAGAGAGAGGAAUUCAAAACUGCCUGGGACAAUACUAGGAACCACUUGGAGAGUGUCUUCGAGCAACUUUUCCGGGAGCGCACGAGAGUCGGUAAGGGUGAUAUCGAGGUGCUGAUCUCGAGAUUUGGCGUCAACGACUAUAACGUCGCCGUCCGCUCCUGGAACGCCAGUAUCCCAGACCGCAAGUCGACACUCAAGCCGCUUCAAGUAUUUGAUCCGACGGCCGAAGGCAGCGUCAGGACCAUCGGUGGUCUACAGGUCACCAUCGAAGAGCUCGAGGCCUUCCCGGAUGUCGUCAAAGCGGGCCUCUUGAUGGCUCUAGAAGUCGACCCGGCGCUGAUCGCGUUUCCCGAUUUAUUCAACGAAGAAGGUGGCAUUGCUGACAACGUCGUCGACAGUGUAAAGUCGUUCGGGAUCAGAGCUGGGAUCUACAAGACCUCGGACAGCCGCGUGGACAGCGAGAACGCUGUGUUCGAGGACAUCAAGAGCCAUCAGGUUAAGAACCCUAAGACUGGACGGGAUCAGCUGGAAGCCAGGCUCACAAAGCAGUUGAGGGUGGCUGUUGGGUUGCCGGCGGUCAGUGUUGGCUAA